GAUGGUGGCAGGAUUUUGCCGUGGAGGUCGUCCGGAAGUGGCUGAGAUGCGGUCAAUACAGGGCCCGACCUGCUCUGCGCUUCCUGAUGUCGCGGAAAGGUCGGCCGGCGCUUCCAGGUCUCGCUGACGGGACAUCCACAGCUGGUCAGCGUGUUCGGCCAGCGCCUGUGUGUCGGUAACGGGAUCGCUGGCGAGCUGCAGGCGGAUGUCGGGCGGGAGCUGCUGGAGGUUGGCAUGUUUAAACAAGAAACAGGGCUUGUGGUUGCUCAUAAGGGCGAGCUUGUCCUCCAGGAGGGCCGGCGAUCACCGAGGCCGUCCAUGCGCAGAAUCUGAGCUGCCCGAUCGGACUAGCUAAGGUCAAACCUCCUGAUGAGCAGGGCCCUGAGGCCUGCAUAUUUGUUAUCAGCUGGGUGGGGCGAGGAGGUAAGGUUUUACUCGCCUCGCAGUCACCUGGUCAAGAGCGCUGAUGACAUAAUAGUAUUUUGAUGCAGCCACCGUCACACCCCGCAGAGCAAACUGUGCCUCUGCUGCUGGAACCAGAUAUCAGGCUUCAGUCCACAAAGUCAGGGGCUUCAGCACGACGGCGUCUGGUCCAUCACGAAGCGGGAUGAACGUCGGGGUCACCAAUGUAGUGGCCUGGACGCGGUCAGAAAAAGGCUAGACGCCAGGCAGGUUCAAAGGUUCUUUAAUGAGGGUUGGGAACAUCCACUCACAACUGUGGGCAGUCCCUUGUCCCUGUCCCUCAAGUGCCGAGGGGGAUGACCCAAGGAGUGGCCUAAUAUCCAGGGACUGCCACACCAUUACAUUAAAGUAAGAACUGUUCUCUAUGAGUGAAACUGGAGCUUGUGAAAACCUGGAACAAAGGAUUGGUUUAUUGCUAAAGCCUGACGCUGACAACUAGACAAGGUCGCCUCCUGUGCUAUCUGACUAAUGAAGAUUGGAAACUUCGGAAGCCAACGUGCAGGGGCAGAGUGGAGAAACGACACAGAUUUAUUGCUCGGAUUCGGAAGUACUUCAGGAGAACCAGAAUGUCAAAUACGGAACUAGUGUUAAAUGAUAAAUUGCCCGGAGCCAUGGAUUCUCCAGUUCAAGGCCAGGCUGGCUGCAAUACACCAGAUAGCCAAGAUGGACCAAAUAACGUGAGGCAAAGUAGCAAGAAAACAUCACCAGAGCCCAGCAGUCCCAAAGUUAAGGUGCUUGAUACAAGUCCAAAAGAACAGAUUGGAAUAUUAAGAAACAUUUACAGAUUAAGUAAAAGAAAAUUAAGCUUCUCGCCUUCAAAAAGCUCAGACAAGGAUAAACCAUCGGUUAUGUCAAACGAGAGCACAGCAAAUAACUCGCAGAUGGGAAUCAGAGAAGAGGAAAUCAUGUGCAUUGCAGUGCAAGACCAAGACGAUAAGGCAACUGAGAACACAAUUGCACCAUUGUCAGUAAUGGAAAUAAACCAGUUAAUAACCAAUAAAUUGUUUCUGGAGGCCAAUGAAAAUAUAAAUAAAUUGGAAAAGGAGUUGCUGAAUGAGAGAAAGUUUGCAAAAGAUGACGAAUGCCACCAAAAAAACAAGAUCAAAGUUCGAGAUCUUCAUCUGCUUCAUGACGCACUUGCCAAACAAAUAACGUCCAUAAUUGCCAAUUCCCUCACUAUGCCCGAAGAAAAUAGCAGCCAUCUGCGUUCAGCAAUUAACGUUAUUGAUGUGGAAGAAGCAGCAGAUAAAGAGUGGCAAGAGGCAAUGAAUCAUUCUGAUGCUGAGUGUUUCAGAAGACCCAGAAAGUGGAAAGAAUUGUGGGCAGAAACAGUAGCCAAAAGUGUAAAGGAACGGAUAUCAAACCUGCCCUUCGUUGCAAAGGAGCAGAAGGCUUCAUGGAUGGCACUGCACUUAUUAGACCUUCAACAAACCAUUGUGGAGGAUUUGAAAACUGUCAAAAACUUUACCCAAAAGAGUUAUCCGGGAAGUUACAAUAUUUUUAAUGUGUACCUGAAAUAUUAUCACCAAACUGUAUCUUCUCACUUGGAAUGUAUCCAACAAAAACAGCUCGAAUCUAAUGAUCUUUAUGCACUGCUCAACUGGAUUAUUCACACCUACAAAAGUGGGGAUGUUAUGAACCAUCCUGAUCUUUUACCAGAGGUAAAUGUAGAAGAACUGGGACCACUGUUGGACCAAGGGAUUAUAAAGAAUAUCAUGGACAAGUACACUGAAGCUUUAAAGUUAAAAGUUCCAACAUGGAUGAUAAAUACACUGAAGGAAGACAAAUCAAAAUGGUCAGAAUCUGCAUAUGAACCAGAAAUAAUGAUGGGUUGUUAUCAUUCUCAUGUUGCCUCUGAUAUAUGUGAGAUGAUUGCAUCUCAUUUGAACGAAUCGGGCAAGAUCAGCAAGGAUCUGAAGAAGAGUGUUUUAUGUUACUGCUUGGAAGAAUUAACAAAUUUUAUACACUGCUACCAACAAGACCUGAAGGUCAGAAAACAGAGUGCUUCAAACCCAUUACCUCUCCUGGUUGUCAGCAUCAACAGCUACACUGCCCUCGAGGAAUUCAUGAAGACUCUUAAACAAGAUAAUGACGCUCAUUUCGGAAAAGUGGAUAAGACACUAAAGAAUUCAGUGCAGGAACUCAACAAAAUUCUCUCAGAUGACCUUCUGUUUCAAGCAUUGCCUUGUUUUAAGAAGCUCAUGACAAGGAAUUGGUUAACCUGCAGUGAAGAUUUUAAUCAGCUAAUAAGAAAGACUGAAAUAUAUUGCAAAGACUUCAAGAAAAUGAAGCAGGCCAAUUGCCAGGUGCUGAUUUCUGAUCUCCACUAUCAGUUUGUUAAAGAGUACAUUAUACAAAUGAUGAAAAUGAACAUCAGCUGGAAAUUACCUGCAAGACGUGUCACAGCAGCAAAUAAGAUAAAAGAAGAACUGGGAAGAAUAAGUAAGAUGUAUCAAGAAUUUGGUACAACUGCUUCAUGGCUUUUUCCAGUAACCCAACAUUUGUUUGAGUUUAUUAACACAAAUGAUACCGAUCUUGAAUCAAAGCUUAUCGCAUUAUACAAGGACUAUCCUGAUAUUGGUGAGGAGCAUAUUUCAGCCCUUCUUUACUUCCGUGGGAUUUCAAGAGGAAGAAAGAAAAGCAAAUUAAUGGAACAUUUCAGUCAACUGGAGGAAACUAUGAAAGAGCCAAUAAAACCUAGCCACCCCUUUCUUUUUGCCGAUAUAAAAACUGGACCAGUGACCUGCUUGCCAUCAUUUUAAUUUGCUUUAAAUGUUUAGAGUUGCUGCUGCACAGGUUUGAGGGCUGAUUGUCUUGGUAAACAAAAUUGUGAAUUGUCAUGUCAUAAGUGAUUGGAGUAGAACUAGGCCAUUCGGCCCAUCAUGACUGAUCUAUCUCUCCCUCCCUCCUAACCCCACAGUAUUCCCAUGUGUGUGUGUAGGAUAGAGUCAGUAUUCAUGCAUUGCUGGUCAGCGCGUACUCUGUGGGCCGACCAGCGAUUGGAAACACGGGACAAUGAACUAAACUGAACUGAACAAGUAAAUGACUCCAAUCACUUCAGCUUCAUGAUCAGAAAAAUGUUAAUUUACAACACGUUAUUACCAACGACAUUGUAGUAAGAAGCCGAUGUGUGUAAAAUAAAUCUACAGAUCGAAAA
Molecule: messenger RNA, 3619 nt
Organism: Leucoraja erinaceus (little skate)
Lineage: Eukaryota; Metazoa; Chordata; Chondrichthyes; Rajiformes; Rajidae
Product: exocyst complex component 3-like
Exons: 12
Coding region: 1029-3224 (731 amino acids)
Biological process (GO): exocyst localization; exocytosis
Cellular component (GO): exocyst
Molecular function (GO): SNARE binding
Source: RefSeq, a predicted model, not a curated record